Protomyces lactucae-debilis is the source of this 582-nucleotide messenger RNA. RefSeq lists its product as uncharacterized. The transcript has a single exon. Bases 1 to 582 code for a protein of 193 amino acids. NCBI's taxonomy places the organism in Eukaryota, Fungi, Ascomycota, Taphrinomycetes, Taphrinales, Protomycetaceae. The record is from RefSeq and is a predicted model, not a curated record.
AUGACUGCUGACAGCGCAACGUCGGACCCUGGUCCCUCUCGAUCUGCGUCGACUGUCGUCUUCGAUAACAACUCUGCCUUGUCGGAAGAUGCUCUUGUUGAGGAGCGCAUACUGCAUCUCAUGUCUUCCCCUGCCCUCUUCCUUCAGCUCGACAGCACAACGCCCGACUGGACAGCCUUCGAGCAAUUUGAUGAAGCCUUCUCUGUCGAAGAGAAUGAAGAAGAAAUCACAACGCUGCAAGAGCGACAUCCGACCCUCUCGAAGACCAUGCAUGCCCUUGUACCUGAACUGCUCACACAAGAUCAGGCAUGGGCCCGGUUUUUCUUCUUGUCGGCACAGAUUCGCCUCGGACGCCCGGUCAAUCUGCGGCAGGCUACGUCGAAUGAGGCGCCAGAAAAGAUGGCUGCUAGAAGACCACAACGGCAACAAAUCCAGCUGACUUCUUCUUUCGAGACUGUCAAGGUCUCUGAGCCGACCAGGAGUGUGUCGCAGCUGUCAGAGGCUUCCUACGACUUUGUUUCUCGGCAACAUUCGCCAUCACAUUCGACAUCCAAUUUCAGCAUGCCCGACGAUGGGCUAUGA